Molecule: messenger RNA, 3826 nt
Organism: Anopheles merus
Lineage: Eukaryota; Metazoa; Arthropoda; Insecta; Diptera; Culicidae
Gene: lili
Product: protein Lilipod
Exons: 11
Coding region: 811-2685 (624 amino acids)
Biological process (GO): signal transduction
Molecular function (GO): transmembrane signaling receptor activity
Source: RefSeq, a predicted model, not a curated record
CUGACGUUUGACUCGUAAACACAACAAGCUUGCAAUCAACAACGUUCGCAUCGCGCAGUGGCCCGAGUGAAAAGAGCGAAAAUUUCCAUCCUAAUUGCGACACAAUUCGGGCCCGUACUCUCCAACACGGGGCACCGUUCUACCAGAAUCCGAAAGCAGGAAAAGUGUAAAAACGUGGUGAAAGGGGCUAGCCUACCCCGCGGUUAUCGGUUCGGUGCAGCAGAGCAGGAUUGGUUUCGGCGUCACCCCUCCCCUGCCUCAAAGUGAAAGUAGUUAAAACAAAUUCCUCCUUCCACCCAGCGAGGGCAGCGAGAUAUCUGGGAGGAUGAUCCCUGCCCGGGAAGGUGUGUCCGGUCGCAAGGGAAUCUGUACGAAAAUAUAAGUUUUUGUUUGUGUGUGUCGUGUUUGUGUGUGUGUGUGUGUGUUGCCACGGUGAGGCGCACUGGUUCGGAAGAAGCAAGAGUCCCCAUGUUGAUGCGUUGUGAUAUUUUGAGGCCUCCCGGAUCCGCGGAUCGUGGUGCCUGAAGGGUGCGCUCUGAAAGAAAGUGAAUUCCGUGACCAAAUUCCUGCGCUAUUGUAACAAAUUGUGGUCACCAUCAUAUCAAACUCAUCGCCAGUCCGUUCGGCGGUGCUGAGUGGCCAGCACUUCUUCGCCGGAAGGAUUUGCUUCCGACAGCAGUAAAUUCAGCUGUGAGAAAGAGAGAGAGAGAAAAACACCCGUUACACUGCUAUCGUGUGAGGCCGCGGCAGGCCACCAACGGCACCAAAAUUACGCUCAACGCAACGCAACUGUACGCCGUCCUGGACGCCAUGGAGCAGGACGAGGAGCAAGUGCCCGACAUACGGGAGCAAAUGUUUCACAACACGGUCCGCGAGCAUAUCAUCUUUAUGUUGCUGUUUCUGUUGCUUUACCUUGGAAGCUAUGCACUGAUCAUUCGCUUCCGGAGGCGUGAUCGUGACGAUCUGUUUGCUCCCGAUGAGGACGAAAUCACUGUGUAUCGCAUUAGCUUAUGGUUGUGCACGUUCUCUCUGGCCGUGGCCGUGGGUGCCGCUCUGCUGCUGCCGAUCUCCAUUGCAAGCAACGAGGUGCUCAUCCUCUACCCGAACAGCUACUACGUGAAAUGGUUAAACAGCUCGCUAAUACAAGGGCUCUGGAACUACGUAUUUCUGUUCUCGAAUCUGGCGCUGUUUGUGCUGCUCCCGUUCUCCUACCUGUUUACCGAGUCGUCCGGUUUUAGCGGCCACAAGAAGGGCAUCAUGGCGCGGGUGUACGAAACGUUUACUGUAUUUUCGCUGCUCGCGUUCAUCGUGUUUGCGACGACGUACGUCAUAUCGGCGCUGCGCGACCCGGACCGCAACACCUUUCAGGCACUGUUCAAUUUAGCCAAAUGUCAUCUGCCAUUCUUGUACUCGUGUGUGUCCUUUUUAGGUGUACUGUUACUAUUAGUUUGCACCCCGAUGGGUUUCGUAAGACUGUUCGGUGUGGUUGGCAAAGUGCUGGUAAAGCCGAACCUGUUACGCGACGUGAACGAAGAAUUCCACGCCUUCAACAUAGAGGAGGCCACUGUCAAGCGCAAGCUGGCGAAUGCCAAUCUUAACAUAGAGCUAAGGAGCGUUACGACGAUAGACCUAACGCCUGCCAAACUUUGCUCCGGGCUGGAUGAUUUGUAUCAAAUCAAACCAGCCACCAAUGGCAGCCCGACGAGCGAAUCGGUCAAGCUGUUUGAAAGACUGAGAGAGCUAGAGUCUGAACGUAAAGUGCUCGAUAAGCAACGCAGCUCUUCGGCGCUUCAGAGGAAUCUGGUCUAUCCGAUAGCGAUGCUGCUAUUGCUGAUACUAACCGGCAUUACGGUGCUGCUGGUCGUGCAGAACACGCUCGAGCUGCUGAUCGGCAUCAAGGCAGUGCCAUUGAGCACCAGGCAAUUUACACUCGGCAUCACUUCCCUAUCGAAGCUGGGACCGCUGGGUGCCACGCUGGAGGUGUGCAUUAUCACCUACCUAGGCGUCACGUCCACCGUUGGGCUCUACACGAUGCCGUUCAUGCGUAACGUGCGGCCCCAGCGGCGCAACACAUCACUGGCGCAGCUGAUAGCAAACUGUGGCCUCGUGCUUAUUCUUAGCUCUGCGCUACCACUGCUUGCGCGUAUUCUAGGUAUUACAAAUUUCGAUCUGCUGGGCGAUUUCGGCCAGAUCGAGUGGCUCGGCAACUUUCUGAUCGUGCUGCUGUACAACGUGGUGUUCGGCACGGCGGCCACGCUCUGCCUGUUCAACAAGUUUACGGCAACCGUGCGGCGAGAGCUGUGUGCUCGAUUAAAAUCAUUGUUUGACUACAGCAGCCACAUUGAGCUGAGCAUUGCUCAAAAUGCUGGCCAGCUGAAUCAUCUGCAUCCAGCGGCGUUACCGCAGCAUCAUCAACACCACCACCACCAUCCGAUCAACCAUACCGUUCAGCAUCCCGCAUCAUCAUCCGUUCCGACUGAACCGAAUAAUGGUGCGGCUAGCACAACACCACAGGAACACUUUAUUGCGGUGGAACAUGCAAACAGCACUGUGCAUCAUCGUGGCCAUGCGCACGUGGCUACCGGCAGUAGCACGAUUGACACCAAAGAGCAAGCAGCAGCUGCAGCACGGUUGACGCUUACCAACGGGGGCGCAGAUCAUGCGGAUGUUAAAAAGACACGUUAAGACGGAUGUGUUAGCAGCCAGUUCCAAAGCAACCGAAUGACCCAAAACCUGCUCUCGAUAAUUGCAUUCGCACCGCGUGAAACCCAGUGAAACCAACCCGUUCAGUAAGAUAUUUGUAAGAAGUCGCUGUUGGUGCCGUUCCGUUCGUACGAGCCAUCCUGAUCCGCCGACCUGAUUGCACGAAUGCAGCUAAUCUAAUAUAUUAUUACCAUCUGCCAUUUAAGUGAUAUUAUGGCUCCCCUUUCAAUCGGGAUAUUAUUUCUCAUGGCUGUAUAAUGAUGAGUUUUUUUCCUUCACACCUUUUCUUCGCUUCUUUUUACGCAUUACAGGGUUUUCCAAGUCACUUUCGAAUGUAAACAUUGUUAUUCACCGCGUGCAAAAAGUUAUUCCACAUAGAUCUGACAUUUCAUUAUAAUUUUCAAUUACUUCAGCAUGAUUUUCAACACGACGCUGAAUUGAGUUUAACAGAUCUUUGUUAUAUGAUGAAAAUCAUGUGUUGAAACUGAAAUUUCAUUUUGAAGCAAAUAAUACACCAUUUGAAAGCUGUUGAAAAGCAUCUUGGCUGUGGCAAAUAAAUAUGUGCACAUUUGAAAGUGACUUGGAAAACCCUGCAAGGCCGCGGUACAUUGUACACUCCGAAGUCGGGGUUCACUUUUCACUAGCGCAUCUGGCGGCGACUGGUGGAAACCUUUUUUUGGUCAUCGAGAGAAUGGUCGUGCCGGAUCUCAAAUUUAAGUAGUUUUUUCACCGUUUUUUAUGCGAAAAUGGUUGAAAUACUUGCACAACAUAUGUAUCUAUCAAUUAAAAAUCUUUUUCAGUCCUGUUUAAGUAGAAACAUAGAAAAAUAACAAAUUUUCUGAAGCGGCUACAAAUUGUUUGGCAAAAUGCUUCGGUCAGCCGUCGCCAGAUGCGCUAGUGGCGAAAUAGAAAUUACACUAGCGAGUACGGACAAUGUACCCCGGCCUUUAUGUUUAGAUUUUAUCAAACGACAAAGCUACUCAACACACACACUCAAAACUAAAAAGUACGAUCCCUGUAUCUCUCAUGCGUAUUAUGCAGUCUGAGUGUGUGCGCGCGCAACAUAUUAAACAUAAAUAUCGAUAUGAAGUAAGCAAAAACAGUGAGCAAAUAAGAUCUGUUC